GCACUGGUCACUACAGUGUUAUUCUGUUUUAAGACUGGCACAUGUUGCGGUGAUUGCUCCGCUUCAACUUUAUAUUCGUCAUUUUGCACUUUUUAAUAUUUCUUUUUUAUUUGCUUAUUUUUUAUAUUGCCAUAUUAGGUUGAACAUUUGAAUACUAACAAAAAUGAAAAAUAAUUAAGAAAAUUAAUACAAAAUAAAAAACAGCAGAAUUUAAAUAAAUUCAAAACACGAGAUCUUCAGUCUUCUAUGUGUGUCAAAUCCGAAUUUACGUAACAAAGUUUAUAAAAAUAAAAAUGCGAGUGCUGCUGAUGAUACUUGUGUCGCUAUUGUCGCUGGUGGUUUGCAGUGCAUAUCGUUUCCUUGGGAUGUUUCCGAAUCAAGGUAAAAGCCGCUUUAUUAUGCUGGAGGGCCUGAUGAAGGGAUUGGCCGAUAAAGGACAUCAGAUCGACAUAAUCAGUGCAUAUCCACAGAAAAAACCCUAUCCGAAUUAUACCGAUAUCGCAAAAGUGCCAGUUUUUCUAUCCUUAUUGAACAAUGUGACAUAUGAAUAUAUGCUGCAAGAACUAGCGCACACAAAUGUAGGGAAAUGUAUCGCGACAGCAUUUGGUAAUGAUAUUUGUGAAACCCAUCUGGGAAGUCUGGUAAUACAAAACCUGGUGCACAAUCCACCAAAGAAUCCACCCUACGACGCGAUGAUUAUGGAGAUUUUUGGUUCACCUUGCUUUGCGGCUAUCGCCCAUUUGUUAAACAUACCCGUGAUUGGAGUCAGCACAACGUCGAUGUAUCCAUGGCUUCAUGAAUUAAUCGCUCAGCCCGAGAACCUCGCGUUCAUACCAAAUAACUGUGGGAAUGUGAACUUUUCAAUGAACUUGUGGCAACGUAUAUACAAUGUCUUCUCCUUUCUCUACUGCAAGUUGUAUUUCCACUAUCUCACGAUACCACAAGAUGAUAUGGUGAGAAAGUACCUCGGACCGAACCUGCCAAGCAUCCGGAAUAUGAACCCAGCACUGGUCCUCAUCAACUCUCAUAUUGCUCUGAAUGGGAUCCUACCGAUGACACCUGCUCUCGUUCAAAUAGGCGGAAUCCAUAUCCGAGAGGACGAUUCGCCGUUGUCGCACUUGCAAAAUAGAAGAGUAACAAAUCCAAGAAAAUUGCGAAAAGAGCAGCGUGAUUUUCAUUUUCCAGUUCCGGAAUUAAAGAAAUGGAUGGACGAUAGUAAAGACGGUUUUGUGUACUUCACGUUCGGCUCGAUGAUCCUCAUCGAAACGUUUCCGCGCAAAAUUUUAGAUGUCUUUUACGCCUCCUUGGGCAAGAUUGCACCUGUACGAGUUCUAAUGAAGGUACCGAAUCCGAAGAAAUUGCCGCCUGGCUUACCCGAAAAUAUUCGUACGUUCUCUUGGUUGCCGCAACUUAAAGUAUUAAAUCAUCCCAAUAUAAGAGCCUUCAUUACUCAUGGUGGGAUCAUGGGCAUCUUUGAAGCAAUAAUCUAUGGUGUUCCCAUGAUUGGUAUGCCACUGUGUAUGGAUCAGUAUAACAACAUCGACACUAACGUCGCGAAAAAUAUUGCUGUGAAACUGGAUGUCUAUAAGAUCACUGAGAAAGACAUGGAUGUAGCCCUGAAUGCGAUCUUGCACGACCCGAGAUACAUAGAGACUAUUAAAAAUUUAUCCCGAAGAUUCCAUGAUCAAUCGCUUAGCCCUGUUGACACCGCAAAUUAUUGGAUCGACUACGUGCUCAAAUAUGGCGACGAUGUCUUACGAUCGCCCGCCAUGGAUUUGGCCUGGUGGCAAAUAUACCUCAUCGAUGUGGCCGCAUGUCUUUUGCUUUGCGCGGCAGCCAUUAUUACUAUUGCGGUGUUUAUCGCACGUUUUGUGAUAAAAAUGAUAAAUAGAAAUCAUUACAAGUUGUUACAUGCGAAGAAGACUAAUUAGUUGCGUUAAUUCGAGAGUAACAUGAGAAAAAAGAAACAACAUGCCAUGAUUCAUUAAAAGCAAUUAAGUUUCAGCUGAGUGAUUUUGGAAAUUAUAUUAGUAGAACUAUUUCUUCCAUCAUGUGCUGAUAUGAUGUAAUAUAAUAUAUACUUUUACAAAGGUACAAAAGUAUUAAAAAAUUACGAAAACUUAAACUUUUUUUUAUAACUAUUUUACAUUGUAGCAGGAGAAUAUUCUUCAUUGUCGAUACGUAAAUCAGCGACAAUUUCGUAAAUGACAUUUUUAUUUAUAUGUGCUUUGUAAAUGCUGAAAAUUAUGCAUGUUAUCUCGUGCAAUUUUAAUAAAUGAAAUAUCCUAA
Ooceraea biroi (clonal raider ant) is the source of this 2289-nucleotide messenger RNA. RefSeq names its product UDP-glucuronosyltransferase 2C1. The record is from RefSeq and is a predicted model, not a curated record. Gene Ontology annotation, molecular function: UDP-glycosyltransferase activity. NCBI's taxonomy places the organism in Eukaryota, Metazoa, Arthropoda, Insecta, Hymenoptera, Formicidae.